Stegastes partitus (bicolor damselfish) is the source of this 1602-nucleotide messenger RNA. RefSeq names its product solute carrier family 18 member A1 (gene slc18a1). The coding region runs from base 40 to 1602 and encodes 520 amino acids. Gene Ontology annotation, molecular function: xenobiotic transmembrane transporter activity; serotonin:sodium:chloride symporter activity. The transcript has 17 exons. The record is from RefSeq and is a predicted model, not a curated record. Gene Ontology annotation, biological process: transmembrane transport; xenobiotic transport; aminergic neurotransmitter loading into synaptic vesicle. Gene Ontology annotation, cellular component: terminal bouton; synaptic vesicle membrane. Lineage: Eukaryota; Metazoa; Chordata; Actinopteri; Pomacentridae.
GCAGCUGGAAGUAGAAGACGGAGCAUCAGUGGACCAGGCAUGGCGUGGCUCCGUCAGAGUCGAGGUUCUCCCAGACUGGUCCUGGUCGUGGUCUGUGUGGCUCUGCUGCUCGACAACAUGCUGCUCACUGUGGUUGUGCCAAUCAUCCCGACCUUCCUCUAUGCCAUGGAGCACCCCAGCCCGGAGCCCCAGACCACCCAGCCCUCCCUGCUCCCUCUGCACGGCCUCAGUGCUUCCCGUCUGGGCACUGCGCCCUCACAGCUGCCCUUCUCAAACCUCCGGACCUCCCAGCCGUCUGAGCCGGCUCGACCGGUCCUGGGUACGGAGUCGGAGCAGCCUCCCUCCACCUUCCCUCCUCUGGUGUCCCUGUUCGAUAACCAGACCUUCAGCCUGCAGCAGAGCCGGACCGAAGUGACGGUGAGCGCCGAGCCAACGGACCCGACCGGACCGACCACGGAGGCCAAUGACACGGCUGAGUCCUCCUGCCUCCAGGACAGUGCUUUCCUGGAGGAGGAGAGUGUCCGUGUUGGUUUGCUGUUUGCAUCCAAAGCUCUCGUCCAGCUGCUGAUCAACCCGUUCGUCGGUCCGCUCACCAACAGGAUCGGCUACCACAUCCCCAUGUUCGCUGGUUUCAUCAUCAUGUUUGUGUCGACCAUCAUGUUUGCCUUCUCAGGAACCUACGCUCUGCUGUUCUUCGCUCGAUCUCUGCAGGGAAUCGGCUCGUCCUUCUCCUCCGUGGCAGGUCUGGGAAUGCUGGCCAGCGUUUACACCAACGACGAGGAGAGAGGCAUCGCGAUGGGCGUGGCCCUGGGAGGACUGGCCAUGGGAGUCCUGAUCGGAGCUCCGUUCGGCAGCGUGAUGUACGACUUUGUGGGGAAGAGCGCCCCCUUCCUGAUCCUGGCCUUCCUGGCUGUGUUCGAUGGAGCGUUGCAGCUUUGCAUCCUGCAGCCGUCAAAAAUCUCUCCUGGGAGUGUGGAGGGAACGCCGCUACUGACGCUGCUGAAAGACCCGUACAUCCUCAUCAGCGCUGGCUCGCUGUGCUUCGCCAACAUGGGCGUGGCCAUCCUGGAGCCCACGCUGCCCAUCUGGAUGAUGCAGACCAUGUGCUCCCCGAAGUGGCAGCUUGGUAUGGCCUUCCUCCCUGCCAGUGUCUCCUACCUGAUCGGAACAAACCUGUUUGGAGUUCUGGCCAAUAAGAUGGGACGGUGGCUCUGCUCCAUGUUGGGGAUGUUCAUCGUCGGCAUCAGUCUGCUGUGUGUUCCUUUUGCCACCAGCAUCUACGGCCUGAUUGGACCAAACGGAGGUCUGGGCUUCGCUAUCGGUAUGGUGGACUCCUCCAUGAUGGCCAUCAUGGGCUACCUGGUCGACAUCCGCCACGCCUCCGUCUACGGCAGCGUCUACGCCAUCGCUGAUGUGGCGCUGUGCAUGGGCUUCGCUAUAGGGCCGUCCACAGGGGGCGCUCUGGUCCAGGCGGUGGGCUUCCCCUGCCUCAUGGUGUUCAUCGGGGUCAUCAACAUCCUGUAUGCUCCGCUCUGCAUCUUGUUACGCAACCCUGCAGUCCGAGAGGAGAAAAUGAGGAACCACUCUGCUGGUGAACUGUGA